Messenger RNA from Ictalurus punctatus (channel catfish), 6029 nucleotides. RefSeq names its product beta-1,4-N-acetyl-galactosaminyl transferase 3b (gene b4galnt3b). The transcript is spliced from 20 exons. Gene Ontology annotation, cellular component: Golgi cisterna membrane. The record is from RefSeq and is a predicted model, not a curated record. Bases 194 to 3709 code for a protein of 1171 amino acids. NCBI's taxonomy places the organism in Eukaryota, Metazoa, Chordata, Actinopteri, Siluriformes, Ictaluridae. Gene Ontology annotation, molecular function: acetylgalactosaminyltransferase activity.
UGUGCGCCUCGCGGACAGAGAAACGCCGCCGUUACCGUGGCGCCCGCGCUCGUGCGAGGAUUUCCGCUAGAUUCGGGAUGUUCCGGUGCCUCGGAGGGGUCACAGACAGUCCGAUAGACGCUGCUGACGGGACUCCAGAGAACCUCAGAGGAACGCAGGCACGAGCUGGAAGCACAGCGAGCUGGAGGGGACAAUGAUGCCGUUCUUCCCGUUGAGGAAACUCAAGCGAAACGGGAAGUACCUGCUGCUCGGGGCGCUGCUGGUGGUCGUGGGGGUCGCGGCGUAUCUCGAAUACGUGGCCAUGAACACGUGGGAUAAUGUCGAUGACGGUCAGCAGAAGGACCAAACAGCCUGCGCAAAGGCUGCGUUUGGGUCACAGAACAGAGACCACCUUUCUAACCAGGACAUCGUCUGGUCAUCCAAAUACGUCCCUCAACCCUGGAGGCAGGAGUAUGAAGGACGAGUGAACCUUCACGUCUUUGAGGACUGGUGUGGAACCUCCGUCGCAAGCCUCAGAAAGAACCCGCACUAUCCACUCUACCCUCACUCUCGUAUCACAGUGAAGAAACUCGCCGUGUAUCCCAACUGGAAGAAUUACGGCCUCAGGAUCUUCGGCUACAUCCACCCGUUCACCAGCGGCGAGUUUCUUUUCGCAGUGGCGUCUACUGAUAACUGUGAGUUCUGGCUGAGUCAGGAUGAGAACCCGGAGAACCUGCGACUCCGUGCUCAUGUUGGAAAGAGUGGUGAGGAAUGGACCGCUCCGGGGGAAUACAGCAAAUACACCAGCCAGAUAUCCAAACCUGUCCUACUUCGGCAGCAGAAGAGGUUUUACUUUGAGCUGAUCCACAAACACGACAAUCACGGCACCGACCACGUGGAAGUUGCAUGGAGACUCAAUAAAGCUGGAAUGCAGUUUGAACUUAUUGACUCCAACUCGUUGUCUCUUUAUACAGUCGAGUCCUCGCUGAAGAUGAGUGAUGUCAGUCACAUUCCUCAGACGGUUGCUAGUCACGUAGCCCUGCCUCUGGAAAAGACACAAGUUCCACACCACGGGGCAGAGAUGCUGAGAGAAGACCCUCGUGACACCUUUUUUAAAAUGCCUUUAUUGGAUAAGUUCCGAUUAUGGAGCGUGCUACCAGAAUGUUCCUAUAAUCCCAGUUACACGGUUAAAGACGGUCCGAUCGGCCGAUAUCAGGGUCUGCAGUUUGUCCGCUUGUCUUAUGUUUACCCCAAUGACUACACACGGCUCACACACAUGGAGCGCGACAACAUGUGUUUCUACCAGUUGAAACCAUUCUAUUUUGAAAUGUACGGCUUUUCACAUCACAUGAGACUGGACCGAGCUGAGGAGAAGGACCUGGUGUUCAGAGACAUCGGUGAUUACAGGGAGGGAUGGAAGGAUUUCAGAAUGAGGGGGCGAGCAGGGCAGGUCAAAUCUGAAAUGCAGGACAAGGAGGAAUUUGACUACCAGGAUGACUACAUGCAGCACCCACAGAGGAAACUCUUCUCUAACUCACUGGACAUGAAGAGCCUGAGAAGAAGAAAGAGAACAGAUGAACAAGAUAUGAACAGGAUAGAGAUAAAACAGCAGGCGGUUCCGGCACCUGAUAAUGACUCCGAGAGAGUGAACCAACAUAAACGUCAAAAACAAAACAAAAUGGCUAACAAGAACCAACAUAAACUGCAAAACCAAAACAAAAUGGCCGACGAGACCCAACAUAAACUGCAAAACCAAAACAAAAUGGCUGCUGAGACCCAACAUAACCUGCAAAACCAAAACAAAAUGGCUGCCGAGACCCAACAUAACCUGCAAAACCAAAACAAAAUGGCUGCCGAGACCCAACAUAACCUGCAAAACCAAAACAAAAUGGCUGCUGAGACCCAACAUAACCUGCAAAACCAAAACAAAAUGGCUGCCGAGACCCAACAUAACCUGCAAAACCAAAACAAAAUGGCUGCCGAGACCCAACAUAACCUGCAAAACCAAAACAAAAUGGCUGCCGAGACCCAACAUAACCUGCAAAACCAAAACAAAAUGGCUGCCGAGACCCAACAUAACCUGCAAAACCAAAACAAAAUGGCUGCUGAGACCCAACAUAACCUGCAAAACCAAAACAAAAUGGCUGCCGAGACCCAACAUAACCUGCAAAACCAAAACAAAAUGGCUGCCGAGACCCAACAUAACCUGCAAAACCAAAACAAAAUGGCUGCCGAGACCCAACAUAACCUGCAAAACCAAAACAAAAUGGCUGCCGAGACCCAACAUAACCUGCAAAACCAAAACAAAAUGGCUGCCGAGACCCAACAUAACCUGCAAAACCAAAACAAAAUGGCCGACGAGACCCAACAUAACCUGCAAAACCAAAACAAAAUGGCAGACGAGAGCCACCAAUAUGGAUGGAAGGAUGAAGUUCCUGGUCAGAAAGAAGGUAAAGAACCUUUUGGUCAGAUGAAUCAUAUGAAGCCAGAAGAUAAAGCUCCAGUCCAGGAUAAGAGCUCAGAAGCAAAACCGCAUGUUACUAACAGACCAAGAAAUUACACGGGGGAUAUUUUUCUUUCCACGUCAUUGGACGAGAACACCCAUCUUCAUAAAGAUGGUUCCAUCAAUCAGAAAGGUGCUCAAGGAAUCACUCAGAGGAAAGGUGAAGACUUUGGGAAAAUGGAUGGAGUCAAAACGGAUCAAGACCUCGCUGAUGUCGGCGCAGACCUGUGGGGGCUGACCAGAGACUCGGAGAUUGAGGACGAGAUCAUGAGCCAGGCUGCAUAUGACCCUGAGAUCAGAUGGAAUCAGACGUUUCACAGUGGUCAGACAGACUUUCAGACGCUGAGAACUGAUUGGAUAGACCUGAACUGUAACGUGAGUGGAAAUCUGCUGAUCAGCCAAUCAGAGGUGACGGCUGUGGUGCAGGCUUUUAUGGAGAAACUCAGGGUGAAAUAUCCCGGUCAGUUCUCUCUGCAGCGUGUAGUAAAUGUAGUGAAGCGAGCGGAUGAGCGUCGGGGGAAUCGUUAUCUCCUGGAGUUGGAGCUGAUGGAGGCCUCAGGAGCUCGAGUUCGUCUCGUUCACUACGUCUACGUGCUGAAGAUGAGGAACAUCCAGAGUGUGAACACAGAGCAGAUGCUGCUGUGUAACCCACACAACUUCCUGUGGAACCCUGACGCUACUAUUCACAUCAUCAUACCAGUGAAGAACCAGGCUCGGUGGGUGCAGAAGUUCAUUGCGGACAUGGAGGAGCUUCACCAGGUCACAGGAGACAAUAAUGUUAACAUCAUCAUCACCGAUUAUUCCAGCACUGAUAUGGACAUAGAACAAGCUCUGAAGGACUCUCGCCUCCCUAAGUCUCAGUAUCUAAGACUGACGGGAAACUUUGAGAGAUCAGCAGGUCUUCAGGCCGGAAUCAACCUAAUAACAGAUAAUCACAGCAUUGUGUUUCUGUGUGACCUGCACCUCCACUUCCCACCCAGUUUCUUCGAGUCCGUGAGGAAACACUGCGUCGAAGGACACAUGGCGUUCGCUCCGUUAGUGAUGAGGCUGAACUGCGGAGCGACGCCUCAGGAACCCGACGGUUACUGGGAGGUGAACGGUUUUGGUUUGCUGGGUAUUUAUAAAUCUGACCUGGACGCUAUCGGAGGCAUGAACACCAGAGAAUUCACGAACCGCUGGGGAGGAGAGGACUGGGAACUCCUGGACAGGUGGGACGUUACACCGUGACCGACUUUAACGACCUCGGAUCAUUGAGGCGGGGUUGGAGGUCGAGCGUCUUCACUUGAGGAAUUUCUUCCACUACCACCACUCCAGACGCGGCAUGUGGAACCGCAAGACACUGUACAGAAUGUAGAUCUGGCAACCCUACGUCGUCCUCAAGAACAACUCACUGUGCACUUUAACCAGCCUUCACCCUCAGCCUUCGUGCGUUCUGACUGCAGGCGUGUCACACUGUUGUGGGUGGAGCCAUGGGGCUACGCUGAGGUUUGCUUGAUCGAUCCUCACUGGCUGUCACUCACAUGGCGCAGGUCCGGAUGAAGUCCUCAGGAGGAUCAAACGGUUACUACUAAUGAUGAACGAGUGAUGCGACAAAGUCAGACUUUUUGAAACCGAGAGUUUAAGAGUCGAAGAAUUUUUAAUGAGUGUCUUAAGUUUUUUACCUACCGCGAGCCGUACUCGGACUUGAGAUACGCACGCGUAGUGGGAAUUUAAUACCGAAAUCAGUCAGACCACAGAACUUGCAUGAAAGUUGUACACUUUCCUGAGGGUGGUGGAGCUUGUCUAAAACGGGGGCGUCUCCCCUGCGGGAUUUCGGCUCGAGUGAGGAGCAGUGUUACGUCCAGGAGUUUGACAUUUCUUUUGAUGUUAACACAAUACGUCAUGCUGAAACGUCCACUCAAAAAUAUGAUUCGAGGAUGAUAUUAAAUACCUAAAUCUAAAUAUAUAUAUACACAACACUAGUAAUUAAUUUACAGUAUCAUCUCUUUAAAGUCCCGAGGACAUCGCCGGGGACGCACGGGUCAUCUGGAGGAGUGAAUAUUUUCUGGGAUAAAUGAUGAACGAAGUUAAGGAAGUUUGCUGUGAGCAUAUAACGGACGAGUGCCUGGUCAGCUUAUCCUUCAGACCCCGGGCGCGUUUUCUUUACGGCGAGCAAACGCAAAACUGACGUUCCAGUUUAUCGAUUUGACAAAUCACUUCCAGUCAAGAAAAACCUGCUAGCCUUGGAGGUGUGAGCUACACGCAGAUGAUCGUAAUAACCCGAACGUGGAGCUCAGAAGAGCUGCGAAACCCGUCUCUGAAUACGUGCAGCUUUCCCGCUGAAAUAUCUGCACGGGUUUCGCCGACCGUGUGUCCCUCUCGCUCGUCACAGUUCUGAAAGUUGUGUAGCAUCGGUGCAGCUCAUUCUCAGGACGACCGAAGAGGUCGAUUUCUUCGGUUUGAGGAAAGAGCACGUCUUCGUCAGGACCGGGUUGAGCUCGGUGUAUAGCGGAGCGAUCUUCCUGCGGCGUGUUCACGCGCUCGCCGUGGUUUGAUUCAGAGGCUCGGUGGUUCACGGCUUGUUUUAUGUUGAACUGUAAAGGAGUGCGUUCGUCACUGUAUGAGGAAAUGUGUGCUCAGGAAAAUGAAACCACGUCAACUCAAAACUGCCUUUUAUUUUUCAUUCUAAACAGCGUAAAGAAAUGUGACAAUCACUUAUCAGAAGUUAUUACCCAGGAUGCAAUGUUUUUAUGCUAAUUUAUAUCCCGCCUUUUUAUAUAUGAGAGAAAAGAAGCAGGGGUUGAUGUUCUGUCAUUUGUGUAUAUAUGUGUGUGUGUGUGUAUAUAUGUGUAUAUAUAUAUAUAUAUAUGUGUGUGUGUGUGUGUGUGUACAUACACACACAUAUAAUAUGGAGUAAUAUUUUUUGCCUGUGGGGUUUGGAUAUAAUGUUUUUAAAUUUGCGAGUUGCUCUGCUGUCGUCGGAGUUUGUACUGAAAAUACUUCAAAUCUUUUUACAUAAAUUAAAAUCCUUUUUAAAAUGACUAAAUAUUUUGCCAGCACCAAAUUUCUGAAUUUCAAAUGCAAAUUCAUGUAAAUUCAUAUUAAAAAUCUGAUUCGGCGAUGUGAACACUGUGUAUUAUAUUUGUAUACAACGAUCCAUUUUAAUAUAAAUUUCAUUUGAAUCUGAAAACUCAACAUUGGAGAUGAAAAUUUCGUUCAUCUGAUUAUUUUUUUUAAAUGAAAAUGUCCUUCUGUUAAAUUAAUUUGAUAACUUUACACAUUUAUUUGCUUCAGCUUUAGUAAAUCUCCCGUUGGGGGGUCACUAAAGUAUCGAAUUCCAUUUCAAAACCUUUUAAAAGGAGAAGAAAAAGAAGUAGAAGAGAAAAAAACUCCACGAAUGAUUUUGGGUUUAAGGGAUUUUGCUGCUCUUCGGUCAUAAAUGACUUUUCUUUCAUUAUUUUUAUUUUUAUAAAUGUAUGUCUUUAUAUAUUUGUAUAUACUGUACUGUAUGUUUGAAGGUCUGUUCUAAUUUUUUUUACUUGAAUUAAAAACAAUACCUGAUUUAAAA